Molecule: messenger RNA, 1510 nt
Organism: Vigna umbellata (rice bean)
Lineage: Eukaryota; Viridiplantae; Streptophyta; Magnoliopsida; Fabales; Fabaceae
Gene: PUB22
Product: plant U-box 22
Biological process (GO): protein ubiquitination
Molecular function (GO): ubiquitin protein ligase activity
Source: RefSeq, a predicted model, not a curated record
UACCAACAACUCCCCUCUCAUUUCUCAACUCCAAAACUUUCAAACGCUCAAAAACCAUUCACAGAUCAAAGCCUUCUUCAUCUUCUUCUUCGAUUGCUUUUCCCAUCUAAUCAAGGUUAAGCUCUAUAGUUCUUCUACAAGAUCGCCAUGGACAACGAGAUCGAUGUUCCUUCGUUCUUCGUCUGCCCCAUUUCCUUAGAAAUCAUGAAGGAUCCGGUGACGGUCUCAACGGGCAUCACCUACGACCGUGAAAGCAUCGAAACGUGGCUGUUUUCCAAGAAAAAUACCACAUGCCCCGUCACCAAACAACCCUUGAUGGAUUACACCGAUCUCACCCCUAACCACACUCUUCGGAGACUCAUCCAAGCCUGGUGUACCAUGAACGCUUCUCACGGCAUCGAAAGGAUCCCAACUCCAAAACCUCCCGUUAACAGGACACAGAUUACCAAGCUUCUCAAAGACGCUUCUCACUCCCCUCUCGUAUGCCUACGAAGACUCAAAUCCAUCGCUUCAGGAAGCGAGACAAAUAAGCGAUGCAUGGAGGCUGCGGGUGCUGUUGAGUUCCUCGCAUCCAUUGUAAUGAACAACAACAGCAACAGCAACGAUUCUUCAAAUGGGGCUGACCCAAAUGAUGGAUCUGGAUUCGAGUUGAAAACAACUGCAAGCGAUGAAGCAUUGAGCCUGCUUCACACGCUUGAUUUAACUGAACAAGGGUUGAAGACUCUUCUUGGCUUCAGAAACGGAGAUUUUAUUGACUCUUUGACGAGAGUCAUGCAGAAAGGGUUCUUUGAAUCACGCGCUUAUGCAGUUUUCUUGUUGAAAUCUAUGUCUGAAGUGGCUGAUCCAGUGCAACUGUUGCAUCUAAGACAAGAAAUUUUCGUGGAACUAGUACAAGUCUUGAGGGAUCAGAUUUCAACGAAGACAUCAAAGGAUAUCCUUCAAACCUUAAUCCAAUUCUCUCCUUGGGGGAGGAACAGGGUCAAGGCUGUGGAAGCAGGAGCAGUGCCUGUUUUGAUAGAGCUUCUUCUGGAUUGCAAGGAUAGAAAGCCUUGCGAGAUGAUGCUGGUGCUGUUGGAGAUACUAUGCCAGUGUGCGGAGGGAAGAGCAGAACUAUUGAGUCAUGGAGCAGGUCUUGCCAUUGUUUCAAAGAAGAUUCUAAGAGUUUCGACAUUGGCGAAUGAUAGGGCUGUUAGGAUUCUUCUUUCUGUCUCCAAGUUCUCUGCGACUCCACACGUUGUUCAAGAGAUGCUGAAACUGGGUGUGGCAGCGAAACUGUGCUUGGUGCUUCAGGUGGAUAGCGGAAACAAGGCCAAGGAAAAGGCAAGAGAGAUACUCAAGUUGCAUGCUCGGGCGUGGAAGAAUACUCCAUGCAUACCCAACAAUUUGCUUUCUUCAUACCCGGCUUAUGCGUGAAACCAUUGAUAGAGAAUUUUGAAACAUAUAUACCUCUUUUACAAUUUUUUAUGUACAGACACAACACAGUUAGGUUCAAGUUAUACAUAUUAGCAUA